Hypoxylon trugodes is the source of this 1152-nucleotide messenger RNA. RefSeq lists its product as uncharacterized. The coding region runs from base 286 to 774 and encodes 162 amino acids. The transcript is spliced from 3 exons. NCBI's taxonomy places the organism in Eukaryota, Fungi, Ascomycota, Sordariomycetes, Xylariales, Hypoxylaceae. The record is from RefSeq and is a predicted model, not a curated record.
CCUGGGGAAAAUACCUAUGCUUAGUACCCCACAACCGUUUUAACAGCGUAAAUAAUUUAUUCUCUCACCUUCUCCCCUGUAAAAACCAAGACCUACCCUUGAUAUCAUCACAAGACCAACUCAAUUCUGUCCAUUUCCUUACCAUCAUUCAACUUCAUCAUUGGAGUUUUGGUUUUAAAACCCUCGUGCAAGAGCACGUAUAAUAAUUCGAAGAACUCUAUCUAUAACUUAUCUCGAAAACAAACACUAUCAUUAAAGGGUUUUUGUUUCAAUUGAUGUGACGUUAUGGAGGCACUUCAGCUAGCUCAGAUGCUGGCAGAUAUCAAUGAUCUCCAAGCCACUCAUGAUCAAACCGCUGCAAAAGAUCUGGUUACUGCUAACCGGACACUUGACCGCAAGAGCCAACUACAGCUAGAGCAGCAUCAACAACUUCAACCUCGAAGCGUCCCCGAAAGCAGAGUCACUUCUCCUCCAGGACGUAUGACCGACAAGUUUGGCCGUCGCAUGCUCACACCGCCACUUACCAGAACAAACUCUGCAUCGCCAUCAAUGCCCGGAAGUCCUUUAGGAGGCGAGCGACCCGAUGCCGACAUUGACAGAGCUACCACUCUUCUUUCCCUCUACGAAAUCCGUGCCAAGCUCAAGGAACAGGACAACAGCGGCUUGAUGAAGGCUCGCGAGAAGAUCAACGCCCUCGCCGCAAAGCAGGCUCACGUGUCUAGCGAGCACAAGAGAGAGCGAAAAGAAGUCGACCGACUAAGCUACCCCAAGUGAACACAAACAUAAACAUGACACGGUUUCGAUCAAAUACAUUCGUUCGGAUACUCUGAUUACCAACUGCAUCAUGAUUACUGGCGUUUUACAAAAGGACCAAGCGGAUGAAAUGGGAAGCGGAUAAGCUAUCAAGACUGAGCGAGGUUGCUCUCUGGGAACAAAAGGCGUACAAGCUGGCUGAAUAUGGUUGAGUAGGUCAUGCUGGUUUUUGGAACUGGGUUUGUUGUUAUGAUCAGAAAUACGACUACAACAUUGAAUUAUGGGUGAGCCUAUAUGGGAACUAAUGCUAAUUACCGAGAAAAGCGGCGCGCGCAAGUAUAUGAACUCACGAAUGCUUCGCUAUCUUAACUCGAGUCCACUGAUAUAAUAUUUUAUAGC